AUGGAAAUAAUUAAGAAUCAGAUUUAGCUGAAUUUAAAAGUAAUUAUUUAAAUUACUAAUUAAUAGAACGCUUAAAUUAAUGCAAAACUGAACAACAGAAAUGUUUAACUUGCCCAUUAAAUUCUUUGA
Paramecium sonneborni is the source of this 129-nucleotide messenger RNA. NCBI's taxonomy places the organism in Eukaryota, Ciliophora, Oligohymenophorea, Peniculida, Parameciidae. The record is from the annotation of a GenBank genome assembly.